AUGGACUCGAUCGUCGAGCUCAUCAAGUCGACCUCAACGUUCGAACAGCUACACAAAGAAGGUGAGCCGCACAACAGGCCCCUCGUAGUGCCGACUGGGUGCUGUACUAACUCUCCACGCUGCCGUCGGCGUCGUCAUCGCUCGCAGUGCAACAGCUACGCAAACUCGACAAGGCCUCGAACGACAACAACACGUCCAUAUUCGAAAGCGCAUUGCAAGAUGGACGAGACCCAUUGGAGGUCUUGGAUUCGUUGCAGCACUCGGCGGGGUAUCUCUUCAUCCUGUACGUCGAGCACACGCGACGCACCCCACCCGAUCCGAGCUGACUGAGGAUGCGGACAAUCGUCUACGCACAGCAAUGCGAGGUUGUCGGUCGAAGGAUGUGAUUUGGAUCGUCUGCUGCCUCUGCUGCUGCAGUUCAGUGAGAAGUUCGACUAUGAACAGCUCGCCCUUGUUCCCGACCAAGGUCAGCCGCGUCGCACGACACACCCUUGGCUCCACGGAUGGCAUGCGCAUCUCAUUCUUUUCUGGUGUCUUUUUCAGUCUCUUACCUCGUCAAGACCAUCACCAACUUUGUUCAAUCAAGUCCAAGUCACCAAGCUGUCAGUCACGCUUCUCACAGCUCUUCUGGCGGGGCUCGCUGUCGGGCCCCACCUUCACAGUCGCUCGCUCACUCAUCGCCAUCGCUGCAUCCUCGCUUCCUCCCAGACGAUUGCCUUGCUUCUACCGCUGCGACUUAUGGUCAUGCGUAGCUCACCACCGGGGCAUCUCACCGUACUAUACCCCGGCUUCCUCGAUGUAAGCUGGCCAAGCUUUAUCAUUUUCGGCUCUGAUCGUAGUGCUGACGCCAAGAUGUGCUUUCCUUUCUCAGCUUUGCAUCAAAAGCCGCGCCUACGACUUUGCUCUGGACCUGCUUCUGAUGGACACGAUUGAUGUCGACAACACUGUGAGUCAAAGCUCGGACCUCGGAUCCGUCUGCGAUUUUUUCCUCUGCUGAGCUGACCAAUCCACAACUCGUUGCGCUCGGUAGCUUGGACAAGUCAAGUACAUGGAUCACCUGCAGUAUCAUUACCUUGGGGGUGUUAUCCUCGCCUUACUCAAGUACAACGAGCGUGCGAUUGACUUUCUUGAGAUUGCAAGUCAAUUUCCUUGUCCGCGGUGGAGAUUCUUUGCUAACCUCCAUCACUUGGUGACAAAAGGCCGUCUCUGCCCCGGGCCACUCGGUCUCAUUGGUUCAAAUCGACGCCUACAAAAAGCUUGUUAUCCUUCAGUUGCUCACCCACGGCAAGACAUCCCCUCUUCCCAAAUAUACAGCCCCGAAUGUCCACGGUGCGAUCAAGAGUCGAUGUGCGGUCUACCUCAACUUCGCGAUCGCCUUCAUGAAGCUCGACAAGUCAGCGCUCGUGAAUCUCGUGGCUCAGCAUGGACCGGCGUUCGAGGAGGAUCUCAACUCGGGAUUGGUCAAACGUUGCCUCGCCUCGUUGCGUCGACGUCAGAUUGAAAAGUUGACCGAGACGUACAUGACCUUGAGUCUCGGUGAUUUGUGCCAGGCGCUUGGGCUGGACAGGACUGUUGAGCAUGACUUGCUCGAUGUCAAGCAAGAGUUGUCCAUGAUGGUGAGUGACAGCAUUCUCUAUGGCCCGUUUUCAGGAGAAUACGCUCCUGACACCAUCCGCUUUGUGACAUGUGAAGAUCGACGAGAAGCAUAUCUUUGGCUCCAUCACUCCUGCCGACGAUCUUGCCUCCGCGACCGUGACCUUCACCGAUGACUCAUCGCUCUAUACCUCUCACGAAACGCUACAACGUCUCGCCCAAUCGAUUGCUACGACUCAGAAGAUGAUUGCGCAAUCCGAAACACGUGCCAAGGAAAUUGAAAAAUCCAAGGAGUUCAUGAACAAGGCUUACGCGGCGGCGGGGAACCAGGCUAGUGCGAUGGCGGCCGCACACGGCAUGAACCUCGCUUCGAUGUCGGGCUUCGGGAGCGAGUUCGAUUAUGCCGAAGAAGGCGCUUGGGAUGGGGGAGACGAUUGA
Molecule: messenger RNA, 2031 nt
Organism: Microbotryum saponariae
Lineage: Eukaryota; Fungi; Basidiomycota; Microbotryomycetes; Microbotryales; Microbotryaceae
Source: the annotation of a GenBank genome assembly